AUGGGGACACAUGGUAAGGUGGGGACCCCCAAGAGGAUGGGGACCCCCAAGAGGAUGGGGACACACAGCAAGCUGGGCGACACACGGGGGGCCCUGGGAUGCUUCCGGAAGGCGCUGCAGCUCUCGGGGGGCACGGCGAGCCCCCGGCUCCGUAGGGCUUGUGCCUUCAACCUGGGGGCUGCCUACGUGGAGACCGGGAAGCCCGAAAAGGGCCUUGAGUUCCUCCUCCAGUCCCAGCCCCCGGAGGGGGAGAGCGGGGAGCGCUUGGAGACCUUUUAUUUCAACACCCGAGAGGCUCACGAAGCGCUCCAGGAUUUUCUGAAGGCUCUGGAGUGUUUUGGCAAAGCUUUGGGCCACGACGGUGCAGCACAAGCCGGGAGCAGAGCGGGGACCCGCGUACGGAUGGGCUGCUGCUACCUGGGGAUGCGGGAACCCGUACGAGCCGCCCGGUGCUUCCUGGAGGCCGCGCGGAGCUUCGCGGCCGCCCACAGCCCCGAGGCCGCCGCCGUGGCCCUGAGCAGGGCCAGCAGCUCCAUGCUGCAGAGCAGGAGGUUCCGGGUGGCCGAGAUCGUCGGGGUGCUCGCCCAGUGCAGCUCCCUCUGCCAGAGCCUCCCCGACGCAGCCCUGAGAGGGAAACUCUACAACGACAUCGGGUUGGGAUAUUCCCAGCUCCACAUCUUCUCCCUGGCUGCUGAGAGCUUCGAGCAGGCCCUGUCCCUGUGCAGGGGGGAGCCGGACCGGCGCGGGGAGGCUGCCCUGCUGCAGAACCUGGGAGCUGCCCACAACGCCCUGCGCAGCUUCAGCACCGCCCUGGGCUGGCACCGGCGGGCAGCAGCUCUGCACAGUGCUCUAGGGAACCGGAGGGCACAGGGGCAGUGCUUUGGGAACCUGGCCUACGCCUGCAGCCGGCUCGGGAACCACGAGGCUGCUGCUGAGAACUACCUGCACGCCCUGCAAGCCUUCCGGGACUCGGGGGACGUGCAGGGGCAGUGGCAGGCAUGCGAGGGGCUGGGAGCAGCCUCCUUCCACCUGGGAGACCCCCAGAAAGCCAUCGGGCACUACAAGGAGGCCCUGACUUUGCUUUCCCACUGCCAGGACACCCCCAGAGCUGCCCGUGAGCGGGUUGUGCACAGGCUCACCCGGGCCAUCCAGCACCAGCUCUGCCUCCAGGGCCACCUCUCCCGGCAUCACGACCACCAGACCCUCCAGCUGAGCUCCCUGGAGGGCCCCGGUGACACGGCUGCUGCCACCACCGGCUGCGGGCCCUGCGGGAGCCGGGAGCCCCGCACGGGGAGCAGGAUCCUGUCCCUCAUCUGCAGCCUCGUGUGA
Molecule: messenger RNA, 1329 nt
Organism: Apus apus (common swift)
Lineage: Eukaryota; Metazoa; Chordata; Aves; Apodiformes; Apodidae
Gene: TTC24
Product: tetratricopeptide repeat domain 24
Exons: 8
Coding region: 1-1329 (442 amino acids)
Molecular function (GO): protein binding
Source: RefSeq, a predicted model, not a curated record